Molecule: messenger RNA, 2658 nt
Organism: Lactuca virosa
Lineage: Eukaryota; Viridiplantae; Streptophyta; Magnoliopsida; Asterales; Asteraceae
Source: the annotation of a GenBank genome assembly
AUGACAUACGCAGAUGUGCAGAUGUUCAUGGAAAAGUUGAAGCAGCUGAUAUACUCCAACGAUGUUCCAAUCAUCAAGAUACCAUCAAUUGUACGUGAAGGGCCUCAAUUCCAAAUGCUUUAUGAAAAGCUUGGAUCCAUGAUCCAAACCCUUUUCAUCCACCAAAACCAUGGCCUAGAAAACAUUGAAAAAGUCACAACUCUGAGGAAAAGAUUCAAAGCAGUAGCAGAAGAAGCAGAAGAUAUCGUCGAUCUCUUUCUAUCCACUGUCCACUUUGGAAACUACGGCUAUUUCCCUACAUCUGAUGUCAUUUGCCCGUCUCUGAAUCUUGAAGUGGUUAUGAGAUCAAUCAAUUCUAUCAAGAUGGAAUCCAUGACUAUGAGCAUCGAUAACAUGAAGAUGGACUCUUCUCUGAGACCUGACACACUGCAAAUGCAAUCUGCUGGAAAUUCCCGCACUAGAAAUUCAAGGGGAUCGAAGGAAGAAAUAGUUGUGGGGUUUGAUCGUGAUGCUGAGAUAAUACGGGACAAAAUUGCUGAAGAUGGGAAGCAGUUGGAUGUGGUGUCUAUUGUUGGUAUGGGUGGAAUAGGUAAGACUACCCUUGCUAACAAAGUCUACACUGAUCCUUAUGUUGUUUAUCAUUUUCAUGUCCGUGGAUGGGUCACUGUUUCACAAACAUAUGACAAGAGGGAUCUGUUGAUUCAAGUUCUGUCAUCCAUAGAUGAUCAAUUAGAGCUUAAGAAAGCAACGGACUCUCAACUUCGUGAAAUGUUGCACAGGAGCCUGUACUGUAAGAGAUAUUUGAUUGUCAUUGAUGAUAUCUGGAGUACAGAGGCAUGGGAUAAGUUAAAGUUGUUUUUCCCUGAUCAUAACAAUGGAAGUCGAAUUCUACUUACUAGUCGCCUCACUGAAGUUGCUGCACAUGCAAAAUCACAUGGACUCAUUCAUCAUUUACAACAUUUGACAGAAGAAGAAAGUUGGAAGUUGCUGUGUGAGAAGGUGUUCCAAGGAGAUGAAUGUCCCAAAUGGUUGGUUGAUCCAGGAAAGCAAAUUGCAAAAAACUGUCAUGGAUUGCCUCUUUCUGUGGUUGUGAUGGCAGGAGUUUUAGCAAAAGAACCAGGGACUAAAGAUUUGUGGGUAAAAAUUUCUUGCAGUGUCAGUUCUUACAUGGCUAGUAAGGAGAAAGGAUGUUUGGAAACAAUAGCAUUAAGUUACCACCAUCUGCCUCUUCACUUGAGAGAGUGCUUUCUCUAUCUGGGAGGGUUUCCAGAAGACUACCGGAUCUCUUCAAAAAGGUUGCUUUGGAUAUGGAUGGCUGAGGGAUUUAUACAAGAAGAUGGAAGUCGAAGCUUGGAGGAAAUUGCAAACGGUUACCUGAUGGAUCUAGUUGACAGAAAUCUUCUAAUUGUAGAAAAAUGGUAUGCUGCGGGUGAUGUCAGUGAUUGUAAAGUCCAUGAUCUUGUGAGGCAGCUAUGUGUGGAAAAAGGAAAAGAAGAAAGAUUCUUGCUGAAAAUAGACUGGCCACCAUCUAAACAUCAUCUCUGUGAGGUAAUUACCACAUAUAAGCAACGCCGUGUGUUUACAAAUCAAGAUAUCGACAUUAUGAGUUUGUCUUAUCCGCCCACCCCAAGUAUUCGAUCACUUGUGUGCUAUCAAAGGGAAACGACCUUAACCGACAAUAUCUCAAAGUUUUUCCAUUCCUUUGCACUUCUUAGGGUGUUACAUCUAGAAAUAUGUGAAUCGAAUGAUUUCUCACCCGGUUUAGCAUUACUAGUUCACUUAAGGUACCUUUACAUUUGGCUGUCAUCAUUCCCACCAUCAAUAUGCAGUUUAUGGAACCUUCAAACCCUCGAUAUUAAUACAAUGUCUAGUUCUAUGGUUUUGCCUAGUAACAUAUCAGAUUUGGUGAAUCUGAGGCGUUUAUACUGUAACGCAGAUCUUUAUCUUCCUUCUAUAGGAAAACCGAUGAAACUACUGGAAAUUAUUACGAAAGUGGUGCUGGGAGAAGGGGUAGAUAAUUUUCAGAAAUGUUUUCCCGGGAUCAAGAGACUUGUAUCUACUAUUUACUCUGACGAGGAAAAUGACUUUGAAGUACUCCAUCACCUUCAAAUAUUGAAGUUAAUUGGGUUGGGCUACAGCAGAAGGAGAUCAGUUGAGGGAGAAUUUCUGAGAGGUGAACCAAACCUGGGAAAAUAUCACUUUAGGUUCCCUGCAACACUGAAAGAGCUUCAACUUGAAAGGUGUGGUCUACCAUGGAGCGACAUGUGGAUCAUUCAAUCGUUACCUAAUCUUGAGGCUCUUAUAAUAAAAGACAAUGGCUUUAACGGAACCCUGUGGGAAGCAGGUGAAGAGCAGUUUCAACGACUGAAAUUCUUGAGACUUCAAAAUUUAAAUAUCAAAAAAUGGGAAGCCUCAAGUAUCAACUUUCCAUGUCUCGAACGAUUAGAGGUGUUGAAUUGCAUUGAUCUUGAAGAGAUACCCCUUGAAUUAGGGGACAUCUCAACGCUUGAGUAUAUUCACAUUGAGAAUUGUGGUGCUUCUCUUCUCGUAUCCCUUCAAAUAAUACGACAGGAGCAAGAUGAUGCGGGAAACUAUGAACUGAAUAUCUUUGUUGAUGGAAGGAAAAUGCACUCUUGUGUACCCAGGAAUGAGGAUUAA